This is a messenger RNA of Radiomyces spectabilis, 678 nucleotides long. RefSeq lists its product as uncharacterized. Lineage: Eukaryota; Fungi; Mucoromycota; Mucoromycetes; Mucorales; Radiomycetaceae. The record is from RefSeq and is a predicted model, not a curated record. The transcript has 2 exons. The annotation marks the transcript as partial.
UGAAGAUCCUGAAAGUAAUCUGAAAAAGAAGAAUGAGGUAUUGGUUGCCAUCGCAUUCUUGGAGAGGAACCAGAAGCAAUUGCUUUUUAAAUUACCUGACAUUCCAUCUGCUCUUGUGACUGAAAUGUAGACACUCAUCUAUCCCAUUAAGCAGGCACGGUUCCAGCCUGGGGGAAGGAACAGCAGGGAAAAAACAGUAAAGAUGCGAAUUUGUCCAAACUGGCGACAGCUGACCGGAACCUCUACAACAAAAUCUGGAUGAGUCAGCGUUUCACAAAACUUGAAACGAGAUAUGGCUUGGUGGAAGACGGGAACUUUUGCAGUAGUUACUGUGGGCACACUAAGGCAACGCUACAUCGAUUUUUACAUGCAAUACCUGCCACUGGCUUUAAGUAAUGUCAGUUUGAGACUUGCAAAGCAUAUCAAAAGAGAAGAUCUUGGAUGUGUGGCUGAUGAUAAUUAGCACAGAAACAGUGACAGUUCAUUAGUUGAGCUUCGUAAAGGAUACUCUCGAUGAUAUGGGCACGUAAAUAGAAAUGAAGGGGCACUAUUCUUGUCGUGGAUAAUGCUCCUGUCCAACUGAUAUAGUUGAGUAUAUUCACUCUCAAGGAUACACAUGCUUGGCAAGUGCCUUGACAAAGAAAAAUUAUAAAAAUGGUUCAGAAAAAAAAAAGAAUA